Grosmannia clavigera kw1407 is the source of this 1767-nucleotide messenger RNA. RefSeq names its product beta-xylosidase. NCBI's taxonomy places the organism in Eukaryota, Fungi, Ascomycota, Sordariomycetes, Ophiostomatales, Ophiostomataceae. The record is from RefSeq and is a predicted model, not a curated record. Gene Ontology annotation, molecular function: hydrolase activity, hydrolyzing O-glycosyl compounds. The coding region runs from base 1 to 1767 and encodes 588 amino acids. Gene Ontology annotation, biological process: carbohydrate metabolic process. The transcript has a single exon.
AUGCAGUCCAUUCUGCAGCUCCUCUCGACCCUAGCAGGUGCCGUUCUGCUGCCCGUUCUGGCUGAGGCUCCCCAGUUCCACAACUCGGCCAGCUACGAAGCUGCUGACCCCUACACCUUCUACGAUACCCAGAGCGGGCAGUUCUUUGCGUAUUCGACUGAGGGUGCCGACAGCGGCUACAGCUUUGCCGUCUACAGCAGCCCGGACCUAGCGACGUGGCAGAAGCAGCCGGGCGGCGUGCUGAAGACGUGCUAUGACGUCGACGGGAACCAUCUCGACGGCGGCCAGGCCUGUUGGGCGCGCGACUGGCUCUGGGCCCCGGAGACGUACUACAACGACCGCACCGGCUGGUACUAUUUCUUCUUUUCCGGUCGUCUUCUCGAGAGUCUGACGGCCGACCACUUCCGCUACUUCGCCUUUGAGGAGCCGUCGAAGCUGGGCGUCGCCGUGUCGCGCUCGCCCACGGGUCCCUUUCACGAGAUCGAGCCCCGACCGAUCGACUGGUAUCCCUUCGACCCGACCUACCACGAUGUCAACCUCAUCAUGGACGAGGCACAGAUGCUGCCGCCGUCGAGCCUGCGCCAGGCCGAGACCGCGCCCCGGGGCACCUUCAUCCCGACCAUCGAUCCAAAUGUCUUCUUUGACGAGGACGGCCGGAUCUAUCUGUAUGCAUCGCGCAACGCCUAUCGCAAUUGGGUCUGGGACACGACCCUGGGCAAGCACAUUGAGGAGUCCAACAUCAUCGUCGUCGAGCUGGAGUCGGACUGGUGGGACGACCCGACUGCGGCCACGAUGCCCGAGAUCGUGGCUACGCAGAAGAAUGCUAUGGCUGCCGACGCGUCGCCGGUGCCGGCCAACAUCACGGCGUACAACGGCACCGGAACGAUCGGCCGGCCGCCGCGCCAGGACGGCUGGACGACUGUGAUCUCGUAUGGCGCCGAUCCACAGGCCUGGGAGAACUACCACGUCCACGACUACCGGACCUUUGACGGCACCAAGAAGGAUCGCCGCUGGUCCGAGGGCAGCACGACCAUCCGGCGGCCCGACGGCGGCGGCAGCAACACGACUGUCUACCUGCUGACAUACAGCGCCAACAACUACGAGGCGGCCAGCUACGGCGUGGGCUUUGCGACGGCUGCGUCACCGCUCGGCCCGUUCAAGAAGGCGGCCAAUAACCCUGUCCUGACGGAGCGGCCAGACGCUGUCCUUCCGAUCUACUCGACCGGCCACGGCUCCAUUGUGGCGUCGCCGUCUGGCCGCAACUCGACCCUUGACUACGUCAGCCCCCAGGAGGUCACGCACCGCACGCCCGACGGCGCUGAAUUGUUCUACGUACACCACGCGCGCAACAGCACCGCCAGCGCUCGCUCCCUGUAUACGACUCGACUGACAAUCGACACUGCCGCUGUCCACUUUGGUUCCGACGACGCCAUCAGCAUGCACCUAACACCGCUGGACCAGCCGCUGCCGCUGAACACGUAUCCGCUGCAGAUGGAAGCCAGCCGUGUCAGCAACGGAUUGGUCGUCCGCGUCACCACGACGUUUGGCGGGGCCUUUGAUCUGACCGAGGGCUCAAACCGUGUCGUCGGUCUGCCAGGGGACGUGCUGGCUACGUCUACUAAACAGAGUAGCGGACAAGACGGCUCCUUCGUUCUCCAGUUUGGGAGUUUUGCUGUCACCGGCUUGGCAUACCAGCGUCAGAGUGUCAAUGGCACAUGGUCCACCGUUGUGCCUAGGAAUGUCAUCGAGGCUGGCGUAGUACCAUAG